This is a messenger RNA of Salvia splendens (bonfire salvia), 736 nucleotides long. Its product is annotated as photosynthetic NDH subunit of subcomplex B 4, chloroplastic. The transcript has 6 exons. Gene Ontology annotation, biological process: photosynthetic electron transport in photosystem I. Gene Ontology annotation, cellular component: NAD(P)H dehydrogenase complex (plastoquinone); chloroplast thylakoid membrane. The coding region runs from base 60 to 587 and encodes 175 amino acids. The record is from RefSeq and is a predicted model, not a curated record. Lineage: Eukaryota; Viridiplantae; Streptophyta; Magnoliopsida; Lamiales; Lamiaceae.
AUAACCAAACAAUAAAUGUAAAUGAAAAUAAACAUCUCAGUUUUCAAUUGUAGGAAAACAUGGCUGAAACUCUCACUUCCCUAACACUUCUGCAGCCUUGCAUCAAACAGAGUUCUCUACAAACAACGAAGGCAGAAUUCAGGACACUUUCUAAAUCACUUAGGCAAUGCUCAAGUUCAAGGUUUCACAAGAUGGAAGGUGGGAGAAGAAGGUCCUUAGUUGGAGCAAACGCGUUGCCUGACUGGCCGUUGAUGGCCGUUAUGGUUGAACACGCGGAAGGACAAAGAGAUCUCAUCACCCACAAGUCUAUUUGGCAUCUCAGUGACGAAGCCAUUAAGAAUGUUUAUACAUUCUACAUAAUGUUCACUGUGUGGGGGUGCUGUUUCUUCGGCUCCACUAAGGAUCCAUUCUACGAUUCAGAAGGAUACAGAGGUGAUGGAGGAGAUGGGACUGGCCAUUGGAUUUAUGAGAAGCAAGAAGAUAUAGAGGAAUCAGCAAGAGCAGAGCUGUGGAAGGAAGAGUUGAUUGAAGAGAUCGAACAAAAGGUUGGUGGUUUAAGAGAACUGGAAGAAGCUGGCAAGAAAUAAGAGCUUCUUAACUAAUUCUUCUAUUAAAUUAAGUUUAUAGUAAUACAUAAGCAAUAUUUUAAAUUUGUAAAGUUUAUUCUGCAGAUUAUGUUGAAUUACUUAUGUUCCAACUUCUCAAGUAUAUUUACCUCUUAAAAUUAUAGUAUUAA